ACGCGCAUUCAUUCAGUGAUUAAUUGUCAAUUGAUCGUGAUUAUUUUCUUUUCGUGCAAUUAAAACAACUUUUCUAAUCCAUUAAUAGUAAUUCAAAAAUCAAAUUAACUAAUUUAAUAUCUGGUUUAAAUAUAACGAAAAUGGCAGUGUAUUUCCCUCAGCAUGUGUUUGAAAAAAUUUUCAAUUAUAUUAAAGAUCCAAGGAAACUUUUGAAACUAAGUCAAGUUCACGUGAGUUGGAAAAAUUAUAUUGAUAAUUCAGAUAUUUGGAAAGAAUUAUGUUCUGGUGAAGACAUAAAACCAUGGAAAUAUCAGUUGAUAAAAAUGAAAUUUCCAUUUUUGGAAAAUCAACAUUACAAAAGUUUGACUUUUAAACAAUUAAAAGACGUUGUUAUUUUGUACUUGCAAUGGUGUUCAUUAUUGCGAAGUGGUACUGAAAAAAUUCAAGGAUCCUUCAAUGUAGCUCAAUCUGAUAGUGAUAUCAACACAUAUAAGUAUGACUAUGACUUAUUAGACAAUUAUUUGGCUGCCGGAGUUUAUUUUACUGGUUUGAUAAAUUUAUACAACUUAAAAACCGGUAAUGCCGAGAUGGAACCGAUAGCAUUUAAAGACCAUAUCGAGGAUUUAAAUACUUAUGAAGCAUUUCCUUCCGGCCGGAUCACAAUUAAAAUUUGGCAUACUGACGAUGGAAAAAUAAUUCUUGUAAUAUAUAUGAACUAUCAAAUUUUGCUUUGGAACGUUGAAGAAAAAAGGAAAUAUAAAACUCCUGAAAUUUUUCUCACUGAUGUACGGAAAUCUUUGUACUUAAGCCGAGGAUUUAAUAACGACGUUUUUAUUAUAAACCACCAUAAUCCUAGAAAAUUGUCAGUUCUUCAACUGGAACUGAGUGAUGACGAUGAAAUAAUAGCCAAUGAAAUUUUGAAUAUUCAUGUUGAAAACUACCUCGCUUACACUUAUAAAGGAUUAUGUGUUAAAAAUCGCAAAAUAAUGUUAAUUUAUCUAUUGCAUCCACGUAUAACAGAGGUACCCGCUACUUUAAAGUUAGCAGUAACAAUUGUCAAAAUUCCUCAGUUAUUGUCUGAGCCAAUUACUAUUAGUGUCGAUGAUAAUAAUUACACGACAACAGUCUUUCACAAAAGGGGUUAUCUUGUGUACAAAUUUUUUAUUCCAACUUUUAAACUCCUGAUGGCUUACCACGAGAAAGAUAAAAAAUUUCGCGUUAUCGUAUUAAAAACUUCUCGUCAUGGACGGAAACCAGCUGUCGUAGAGGAGGCAAAUUACGAACUACCAGAUGACAUAAGUAAAGAAACAGUAUCCUACAUUAAUUUUUUCGCAAAUUUCUUAUUAAUAACUACUAAGCAAGGGAAUAUUUUUAUAUAUCAACUUCAGGACAUAUCAAAUUUAUUUGACAUUCAAUUUGAAAGUCUUCCAAUGCUCAAAAUAUUUCUCAAUGAUGUAUCAAUAAGGGAAUUAAAAAUGACUCAGAUUGAUGGAAUACCCAAUCUGAUUGUGCCAACUAAAAAUUCUUUCGUACAUUUUCUGCGCAUGAUUUAGUUUUCCCAAAAUUGCUCUUAUCAAUAAUAAUACCCGUAGUAAAAAAAUAUAUAUAUGUAAUCCGCAGCAAUAAAUAAAUGAAUAAAUUUUUUUUUCCAU
Molecule: messenger RNA, 1652 nt
Organism: Microplitis mediator
Lineage: Eukaryota; Metazoa; Arthropoda; Insecta; Hymenoptera; Braconidae
Exons: 7
Coding region: 141-1553 (470 amino acids)
Molecular function (GO): protein binding
Source: RefSeq, a predicted model, not a curated record